AUGCCAGUGCUGUUGGAGCAGGAGCUGUUCUUCUUCAGGAGGAUACCCAUGGACAACCGUGUGCACAUUGGUCCAAAGAUGGAGAUCCGGGUUGUGACUUUGGGCUUAGAUGGAGCUGGCAAAACUACUAUUCUCUUCAAACUGAAGCAAGAUGAGUUUAUGCAGCCCAUACCGACCAUAGGUUUUAAUGUUGAAACUGUUGAAUACAAAAACCUGAAAUUCACCAUUUGGGAUGUGGGUGGCAAGCAUAAACUCCGCCCACUCUGGAAACACUACUAUCUGAACACACAAGCGGUGGUGUUUGUGAUUGACAGCUGUCACCGAGACCGGCUGAUGGAGUCUCACAGUGAACUGGCCAAACUGCUGACCGAGAAAGAGCUCAGAGAUGCUCUGCUGCUCAUCUUCGCCAACAAACAGGACGUCCCCGGCGCGGUGUCCGUGGAGGAGAUGACGGAGCUCCUGAGCUUACACAAACUGUGCUGCGGGCGCAGCUGGCACAUCCAGGGCUGUGACGCCCGCAGUGGCAUGGGGCUUCACGAGGGCCUGGACUGGCUCUCACGCCAGCUGGUGGCCGCAGGAGUUUUGGAUGUGGCCUGAGGGACGCUUACCCACUCUUAAUAGACUUGUGACUUACAACUCAAGCCUGUCCGUGUCAUUUGCACAGUCACCCUGCUCAUGUUUACCCAUGUCAUACCAUCAUACAUCAGUAGACUUGCUGCUGUGUGCGCUUGUGGUUCAAUGGUGUUCAUUAAUGGAGCUCAUAUAGGACUCCAGGUUAAAUACAAGGCAACAUAUCCUGCAGGUUAUCAACAAACAUAAUUUCAGCUCAUCACUCAGUUUCUAAAUAAAAACAAAGUUUUGAAACUUAUUAUGGAAGCCUAUGGGCAAGUGUGCUUCAUAGACUUCCAUUGGAAAUGCUUUACUGCAUAAAAAAAAGAAAAGAUUUUUAUUUAUUAUUACAAAGUGAG
Molecule: messenger RNA, 968 nt
Organism: Rhinichthys klamathensis goyatoka
Lineage: Eukaryota; Metazoa; Chordata; Actinopteri; Cypriniformes; Leuciscidae
Gene: trim23
Product: tripartite motif containing 23
Exons: 5
Coding region: 1-597 (198 amino acids)
Biological process (GO): intracellular protein transport; vesicle-mediated transport
Cellular component (GO): lysosomal membrane; cytoplasm; plasma membrane
Molecular function (GO): GTPase activity; GTP binding
Source: RefSeq, a predicted model, not a curated record